AUGAGUGCUCAGUGUCCUCCCCUUACGUGCCGCAUUACACCGCCUGGCCGGGCAGUACGUGUAAACAAACAGUUAACCACCACUUGUACAAUGUGUAGUUGUUCAUUAAAUACAGAGGCGUUAUUCCCUGAUGGACCACCAUCGCCUCCACUUCCACUCUCACGAUGUGAAUUACAUGAAUUACUCCUCGCCCUCCCUAAUCGUCUACAGGAAUCCCCAUGGCAUCUCUGUUACGAUACUGAACACGAUGGCUUUUCACUGCAGAACUUCUAUCGCGUUAUGCAAAAAGUGAAUGCAGAUGGAUAUAGUGGUAUUGGUGUGUUUGUAGUGACGAGUGGAGUAUUGGACUCACAACCAUUAUCAUCAACAACAACAACAACAACAACAUCGCCGGGUGAAAACGCUACUGUGAUUGGCUGUUUUACACCGCAGGUGCCAUGCUUGGAACACUCACAACACGGAUUCUUUGGAACGGAAGAAACAUUUGUUUUUAGCUACGCAAAUGGACUAUUACCUAAUAAUAAUAAUAUUAGUAAUAAUAAUAGUAAUAAUAACAUUAGUACUAGCUUGAGUGGUUUGGGGAGACGUGGCUCACAACUCUCUACUACUAAUAUGUCUAUGGGUGUAAUAGGAAAGAAUAAUAAUAAUAAUAAUAAUAAUAAUAUUCGUAGUUCCAAUGGGUAUGGAUCACCCUUCUAUUCACCUCCACAGACGCCGGCUGGCCGUGUAUCUACACUAUUACCUCGUAUCUUAUCUUUUUACGGUUGGGUGAUGGAAGAAGAUAAUAGAGAGUUUAUAUUCUGUGCGAAUGAUUUCUUUGGUAUUGGUGGGGGUCGUGAUGGGGCGGCUAUUUUAGUGGAUAGUAACUUAUUGCAUGGAAGUAGUAGUAUUCACUGUGGGACCUUUGCCUCUCCACCACUCUGUGGAAAAGUCCAUCCAACACUGCGGCACUCUGAGUUUACAAUUCUUCGAAUGGUGUGGUUUAAAGUAAAAGAGCGAAAGAGAAGCUUUACUUGUAUGGAUUUACCGAAACGGGAACCGUGUGAGUGUGGGAGAGUGAUGGAAAGUAUGUUUGGGGGUUUUAGAAAGUGUUUACAGAAUAAUGCAGAGAAGAAGGGUUGGCAUCUCUGUAGUGAUGACCUGGGCGUACUUUUUACUUCCAGAUAA
Messenger RNA from Trypanosoma theileri, 1167 nucleotides. RefSeq lists its product as uncharacterized. The transcript has a single exon. The coding region runs from base 1 to 1167 and encodes 388 amino acids. The record is from RefSeq and is a predicted model, not a curated record. NCBI's taxonomy places the organism in Eukaryota, Euglenozoa, Kinetoplastea, Trypanosomatida, Trypanosomatidae.